This is a messenger RNA of Populus trichocarpa (black cottonwood), 948 nucleotides long. RefSeq names its product stress-related protein. The coding region runs from base 133 to 837 and encodes 234 amino acids. NCBI's taxonomy places the organism in Eukaryota, Viridiplantae, Streptophyta, Magnoliopsida, Malpighiales, Salicaceae. The record is from RefSeq and is a predicted model, not a curated record. The transcript is spliced from 3 exons.
AUGGGAGAAAAGAAAUAGAAUCGCUAUAAAGAGGGGAGCCGUAGCAACGCUCAGAUACGCUAUUAUAUUCCUUUCCACCACAAAUCCUAAUCUUCCGUAAGUCUUGUAACCCUAAGGGGUUUGCUCAAGGAAAUGGCGGAAUCAGAACCCAAACAGCCAGCAGAGAUGGUUGAAGGUGACGAGAAAAAUCUGAAGUAUUUAGAUUUCGUUCAAAUGGCGGCGAUCUACAUGGUGGUAUGUUUUUCAAGCGUCUAUAGAUAUGCGAAGGAAAAUUCAGGUCCACUAAAACCGGGGGUCCGAACUGUUGAGGACACCGUCAGAACCGUUAUUGGACCGGUCUGCGACAAGUUUUAUGGGGUACCCUUCCAGCUUCUCAAAUUCGUCGAUCACAAGAUUGACGAGUCUUUGAGGGGGCUAGACAGGCAAGUCCCAUCACAAGUGAAGCGGGUGUCAAUCCAAGCUCGGGCUGUAGCUUAUGAGAUUCAGCGCACAGGCGUGGUGGAUGCGGCGAUGAACAUUACAAAGACGAUGUAUAGCAAGUACGAGCCCACGGCCAGGGAGUUGUACUACAAGUAUGAACCAGUCGCCGAGCAGUAUGCAGUCUUGGCUUGGCGCUCACUGAAUCGACUUCCACUCUUCCCUCAAGUGGCUCAAAUUGCAGUCCCCACAGCUGCUUUCUGGUCUGAAAAGUAUAACCAGGUGGUUGGUUCUGCAGCAGAGGAGGGUUACACGAUAGCAUUAUACCUGCCGUUGAUCCCAAUUGAAAGAAUUUCUAAGGUGUUUGAUGAGAGUAUUGGUGAGCCAGUUGUCUCAACCAAUGGGGUCGUGGCUUACUGAUGAUUGUAGUUUUUUCUUGUUGAUUUUUCAGUUUAAAUGACAUUUAAUGAUUGUAAGGUUUUUGACGAUGGGCUUGGCCAGAAUAUCCUUGAAAUGUUUGUUUUUUGGUCA